Molecule: messenger RNA, 2807 nt
Organism: Pristis pectinata (smalltooth sawfish)
Lineage: Eukaryota; Metazoa; Chordata; Chondrichthyes; Rhinopristiformes; Pristidae
Product: NF-kappa-B essential modulator-like
Biological process (GO): positive regulation of canonical NF-kappaB signal transduction
Cellular component (GO): IkappaB kinase complex; nucleus; cytoplasm
Molecular function (GO): K63-linked polyubiquitin modification-dependent protein binding
Source: RefSeq, a predicted model, not a curated record
AUGUAUCACCCCCUUUCUGGGAAAGAAAACUAUGAAGCAAAGGCGAUCCGACUGAGCAACGAGGCGCUGCGGGAACGCUGCAAGGAGCUGCAGGAGUUCCAGGCGCGGAACAAGAGUGAGAAGGAAUUUGUGCUGACCCGGUUCCGGGAGGCCAGGAGGCUGGUGGAGCAGCUGAGGGUUGCCAACUGCGAGCUGCAGCGCAGGGCAGGGGAGACGGGCCCCGAGCUCAAGGGGCCGGCCGCGGACGGGCAAGCCCGCUGCAACGGGGAGAGUGCGGAGAGCUCCCUCGCCUCGUACACCACCAUCACCCAGAGCAUGUUCAACUGUCCCACUGCACCCCAAGCGGAGGAACCCCAGGGCCAGGCGGAGAGCUCGGAAUUCGUGCGCCUCCUGAAGUCACGGAAGGAGGAACUCGAGGGGGACCUGCAGGCACUGAGGCUGGAGAACCGGCUGCUACAGCAACAGCUGGCGCAGGAGAGAGGGGCUGACAGAAACAGUGAAGAAACUACGGGCCAGUCGCCAGUCAGGAGGCCGGAUCCCCAGGACCGACUGCCCGGGGCAGGCGAACAUCUGGACCAGCUGGAGAACCGGCUGAAGCAGCAGGAGGCAGACUUCGAGGCCAAAGUUCAGGGUCUGACCCGGCAGGUCGAGCAACUGUCCGACGACCGCACAUCACUGAAAGCGCAGGUCACCUCGCUGCUGGCUGAGCUGGUGGAGAGCCAGUCCACAGUGGAAACCAUGAGGAAACACAGCACUGUGCUGGAGGACAAGUGCCAGGUGUUGGAAGAGCCGCCCUGGAGAGCUCAGGAGAAGGAAGCAGAGGCACAGAAGAAGCAGUCAAGUGUCACCAUCGACCAACUGCGCAUCGUGGCCCACAACUCCGAGUCUGCCCUGAAGACGGAGCGACAGAACGCGUCCGAGGACAAGCGGAAGCUGGCACAGCUACAGGCGGCGUACCAUCAGUUGUUUGCAGAAUACGAUCUCACUGUCAAGGACGGCAAGAGAAACCGGGGCCAGGCAGACGACAUUGGGGAGCAGCUGAGGGAGGCCGAGGCCGCGCUGGCCAUGAAGCAGGAGCUGAUCGACAAGCUGAAGGAGGAGGCUGAGACCAUGAAGGCCGAGCUGGAGACCGUCCCCGUCCUCAAAGCCCAGGCGGAGGUGUUCAAGGCGGACUUCCUGGCGGAGCGCGCAGCCCGCGAGCAGCUGCACCAGCACAAGGAGCUGCAGCAGGAGAGGAUCAAGGCCCUGCAGGUGGAAUUCGACAAGCUGCGGGCCGAGCACGAGGUGGCCAUGAGGGCACACAUCGAGGAGCUGCAGCGACGGCACAGCGACAGUCUCCGCACGCCCGUAGGCGGCCAAGGUAACUACUUCCAGAACGGCAGCACCGUCCCGUUCCACGUGCCCGCCGAGCCACCCCACCGGCAUGCCUUUCCCGACGAGCAGCCGGACUACCGGUGCCCCAAGUGUCAGUACCAGGCGCCGGACAUGGACACCCUGCAGAUACACGUCAUGGACUGCAUACAGUGAGACCCGCCCCUCACAGUGGGGGGGGGGGGGGGGGGGGUGGGGUGGGUGAUGUGCCCCCACCCUUCCCCACCCCCGGACAGAGAGAGCGCGCGGGACGUCUCCGUAAACUUUGCGGCCGGGAGUGACGACUUUUGGGGGGUGGGGUAGAGUGAGGCAGGACGGGUGGGGGCGUGUGUGGCACCCCCCCCCCCCCCCCCCCCCCCCCGGGGCGGUCAAUUUCUUCGCGGAUUUUGCCCACCGCCGCGCCUCCCGCUGUCCCGCACCCGUUCCCCACCCCACCCAAGGUGUCUGCGCUCAGUGUCCUAGGAUGUAGGGAGGAGGCAAAAGUAGAACAUUUAGUGGGGGUGUGUGUGAGAGAGAGAGGGUGGGGUUAAGUGUCCCGGGAAGAGAUCUUGUCCUUAUUUUUCAGGUGGGGGGGAGUGGUGGGAAAUCACAUGACCCGUCCCCUUCCAAGAGCACAGACCAUUUGCUGCGUCGGGUAUAUACUAUCUCGUAGACCGACCUGGCCCCUCCCGUUCCAUGCUAGGGGCUCAUCCCUAUCCCCCCCUCGCCUUUGAUCCCAACCUCUUCCCCCUUCCUCACCCGCACCCCUCUCCGCCCCCCUUUUACCCAUUGAUGCCUUAAAUCCUCCCCAACACCCCCCAAACUGGGGAAUCUCCGUGCAGAGGUGGGGGUCGGUUCCCGGGGUUUUCAUCCCCCUCCCUCCCCCCAGCAUUCCAAAGGCGGGCAAAUCAGCUGCAGGGAAUUACCCCCUUGGUUGGUGCGGGGGGGGAAUGGUGGGGCUGUGUUUGAGACGGAGAGGGGGCUGGUAUAGAUCCGCUGGGCCGAGUGGCUGAAUGGCGGUCAGGAUCGAACCCGGGUCUCCGGCGCUGGGAGACGGGGCUUAACCCGCUGCGCCACCACGGCCAAACCGAUAUCCCUGUGUGGAACGUGUCGACUUCCUCGAACUCUGAGCAGAGGCAAGACUCCGGGGGUCCCUCCACGUCCCUUGGAGGGAGUGUGGCGGACGUGGGAUGCUUUGGAUUGCUGUGCACCGGUUCGGGGAGGGACGUUGGCUAAUGGGGCCAGAGUAGCCUCCUCCCCGUCUACACCUGUAGGGGUGAAUGUUCACUGUACGUCGGGGGGGGGGGGGGGGGGGUCCUUGACCUGCUCCACACUGAACAACAGCCCUCAUUGUGGACGGAAGAUAUCGAUUGAAUUAAUCUCUCUCCACGCGUUAUACGUCUAUAGCUCGAAUGAAUAAUGUGUACACAUUCUUUUAAUAAAAGAUAUGCAAUGUU